Messenger RNA from Chara braunii, 4762 nucleotides. Lineage: Eukaryota; Viridiplantae; Streptophyta; Charophyceae; Charales; Characeae. The record is from the annotation of a GenBank genome assembly.
CGGAGAGAGAGUGACGGGGGUUGGGGGGCCCUACCGCUAAAGGCGAGCCCGAAGAACGGCGAAUAUUUCUCAUUAAUUAAUCUCAUUACAAUCCUACAGGCAGCGAGAGUCUUCGGACAUGAAACUCAUAAUGGCCAUGGAGCAGGCAGUAGUCGACGGUCUUACAUGAAAAAUGUGUACGGUUUGAAGGGGAACGUCAUCACCGGUGCCAAGGGGGCAGUUCUCGACAUAUGUCUGUUCGAGGGGUUCGGAGCGGGUGCUGCGAACACCCCGUUCUACAACGACCUCCGGCGGCAGGGCGGGUUUGUUUUGGGUCGAGAGUUCUUCGACCUGUUGGAGGACAAGGGCAUCGCCCUCGACGUCCCUUGCGAAGUCGGUCCCGACCUGGAACUGUCAAUGCCUUUGCAUCCUUGCGGCGGUUGUGAGUCGAGCGGGGCAGCGGGGGAGGGGGGGGAUCUGGGUUCCGGGGAGGCUACACAUGUGCAGCGGGAGGAUGCCAGAGGUCAGUUUGACGACAGCGAAGAUGAGGCGACACCGCAUCCGCUGUUUUCGCCGUUGAGGGAAAGAGACAGGUCCGUGCUGUCCAUACCUGGGGUCCGGCAACAGACCGCAGCGAAUCCCGGAGAAGAGGGAGUCCUGUGUGGGUCUGACUUGGAGCCCGCUGAGGGCCAUGGCGCAGAAGGCGAGGCCGUGGGUGGGGAGGGAGCGCAGGGCACUCACCAAAAAAGGAGGGGAGAAUGUCAAGAAGAGUUGGUGGGCUCUUCGAAGAAACAGAAGACCAAGACCCCGAGGACUGAGGGAGAGAAACGGAAGGGGAGGGGGGUGGAAGAGGGCCACCCGGGUAGCAAACGUCCAGCUUCGAAACAUAAACAGCCUGAGUCGGGACCUUUUUCACCACGGCCUGCCAUCGACGUGGACGCCGGGUACUUCCUGGAGUACAAAGACGGCGUCAGGACAAGGCGGGAGUUUGAGAUCAGCCCGGCUCAGAUCGUUGACAUAAGGGAGUGGGAGGAUCUUWACAACCAGCGGUUGCUAGAUCCCGUCCUCGUGGAAACGAUAAGGGAAGCAAUGCGGUCUGCGUUCGAAAAUAAAGAACAGACGUACGAGUUGUCGGUCUUCAAGCUCGCACCACUAGGGCUUCAAAAACCAACUCAUGGGACCAAGGCACAACGUCUGAAGCUAGAGGAGUGGAAGGAUGAGCUGGCGGGAGAAUACUACUACGCCGCGGUGUGCGGGCAGCACAACGCGGCUGCAGCCAGGUCGCUGCUCGGCAGCGAGGUGGCCAAGAAGUACAAUUUCGAGCAUUGGCCGGCACUGAUGGUGUACUUUUCCGACGAUGACUUCGAAGGGUAUUUUCUUGUUAGUUCACAGGACAACAAGAAGGACCUGAAGGUGCCUCCCAGACAGUUAAAACUUUCUAUGAAAGACAUUCGAUGGCAAUGGAAGCAUGACGGCUGCCCAAGAGCUGUGAUGGGGAACCCUAGCGGGAAACAAGAUCAGGUCCAGGCUUGGCGUAAGUUUUGUACAACGGCGCUCCAUAAGGCGCCUCAAAACAGCUUGUGGCUUCUCGCGGAUCAAAAGGAAGAGGAGGCCAUUAAGAAGCAAAAUGCUGCCCUGCGUUCUUACUUACCUCUGGCGAUGGCUGGGGAAAAUGUCUGGAAACUGGCUGUGGAAUUUUUCGAAAAAUGGGAGACGGGCAGAUUGAUGAGCCACGAUGGGGCAAAGUGGACCGUCAAAAAGAAGAAGGUCAAAAACGUAAAGCCUGGGGUCGCCUACAUCCACAACGACAAAUUGGGCAGAACGGAGGUGGUGUACAACGUCCCCGUGGACCCGCCGAAUAAAAAGGGCAAAAAGGAGAAAGAGGAGGGCGAUUGGUUCGUGCAAGUGCCAGACCCGGACGCGCAUUGUUGGAAAGCAAUGGAAUCACUCACGGACAAUGAGAAGUGUCGUGUUCUGAAAAAGGUGCUUGCUUGCGAGGUCGUUUGGGUCCAGGCCGGCUCCCCGUCGUUGGCGAAGUUGGGAAAGCUCAGCGUGCAGGACAUGGUUCAGCUGGUGAAGUGUGACCGCGUGCUGGUCCGGUUGUGGAAUUACUACCAAUUCAAGCACGAGAAGAGGCCGGACGCGGACUGGAUCCAAAGGUACCCUUUCAUGAAAUCGAGGUCUGCCGUGUUCAAGAAGUUUGAAGGUCAGGGAUUGGAUGACGAGUUGUGGGAUAACAGCAGGAAACACGUUUCCGACUCGGCGCUGUUCAAGGACUGCCCAUCGUACAUGGGUUGCGACUAUGACAAUUCGAUUGAGGUGACGGAGAAGUUGGUGGGCCACAAGAAGUUGUCCGUCUACUGGAGAAACAAGGUUCUCUCCGUGUUGAAUGGAAGCAGACUGAAGAGCCGGGAAGUCGCACUUGCCGAAGGCGUCGUUCACAUUAAAUGGAAAGACACGGGGGACAUGACAUCCAUCGCGUCGUUGGCCAACGACCCUUUAGAGGCGGACAUCAGGGGCGUAGAGCUGAAGAAGGCAGUGGCUGCCACAAAGAGCCACACGCUUGUCCUCGAUCUGUGCGAGCCGGUUGACCUCAAACUUUGGAAGCCCCAAGCGUGGGAGACUUUGAAUUCUUAUCUUCAGACGUGGUGUCCCUCGCAUUGGACUCUCGUUGUUUUCGUGCUGCGGCAGCACAACCUAUCGUUUCUCACCAGCAUGCACCAUCUUUCUUUCGUCAAGCUGUUGGAAGGGAAGUGGGUGCGGAGAGUGCAGCAAAAAAAAAGCUUCCCCGUUGGGAACAAUUUGUACACGGAGGAAGACCACAUGUACAUCCUCUUCAAAGGUGACGACGAUCUGCGCGUCAACACGUCCGUGGUCUACGAGGGAAACCUGCCCACGGGUGCCGCUGCUGCGAGCAGCGUCUACGGGGAUAUGGAACGCAAUCCGACCCAAUUCGUCGGUCUUCUUGAUUUUCUUGGCAAGAAGGGAGAGGGUGUCGUGUUCCUUGGGAAACCACAUGCGCGAAGCGUCUGGGAGCUUUUGAAGGCCGGCGGGCACGUUGUCGCAAUGGAAGGGAACUUCGACCUCUUGCAAUUCACGAUGCAGGUGGUGAAAAGCAAGGUCAAUUUGGGUGGGCACAAUUGUGAGUUCAUGGUCGUGAGGCCAACACGGGAUAAGGUGUGGAGCAAGAAGACGGAUAUGUGGUUCAAGUUGAGCGAGAGGAAGAGGAACAAGAUAUACAAUUUCUUGUUCCUUCAAACGCGUCCGAGGAGGGACACUGACGCCGAGUACAUCCGCCGGAAGGACCACAUGUUGGCACUGCUCGACAACUACCACUUCGCUUCCCGCAUGAACGCGAAGACGUUUAUCGAAAGGCUGCAGUCGCUGUACUUCGUAAAGUCCGAGGUGCAGUUGAAGUUAGCCAGUUACGCUUCCCUGAUCUCCACUGACGACGAGGAAGCCAUAGGUGUGGAGUUUGUCGCCAAAGCGAAGGAGGAGGAGAGCGACACGGAGAGCAUCGACCUGCAGUACGACCCGCCUCCGGCAGACCACGGCCGAGGGUCCUCGUCGGUCGGUCCAUCACCAAGCGCUGCAGCCCUCGUGUCACCAUUGGCCAAACCGGCACCGGGCACCACGCCAAUGAAGUUGCUGGAGAGGCUUAGAGCUCUGGCCGCCCCCCCGCCCGCUUUGCGUCCCGGGUCCGUUGUCCCGCCCGAUCAUCCGUCUUGGAAGGAUGACAACAUCCACUUCCUGCUUGAACCGCAACGACAAGUGCUGGUUGGAAUUGAUGGAGGACUACUACGAGCUCGACACGAGUCCAUCGAAGGGCGUGGUGGACUGGAAAGUGCCCCCUCCCACUGGGCCGGAUGGUGGUUCCGGGGGGGGGGGUCACCUGGAAGCGGAGGGGAUGGGGGUGGCGACGCAAAGGGUGGCAAAGGAAUCCCGCCUAUGCGGGAGAGAGGGUCUCAUGGCCGCAACACGACACCGGGAGGCAGCGCUGGGGUGGCGGGUUUCGCCGUCGAUCGGACUCCGUCGACAGGCACCCGGCCCGAGCACACGACACACUCCACCGACCCCCUGACUUCGUCCAUGGGCUCAGCGAGGGACACGUUGGCAGCCUUGGUUGCUCUAGGCAGUCGCUCGGCCGGAAAGCCGAAGUCCACCGGGAUCCGAACUACGUCGGGUGAGGAGCCGCCAGAACGGUCCGGAAUGCGAAGCUGCUCGGGGUCGGGGGAUCCAAGCACGGAUCGAGAAAUUCGCAGCAUUGCGGCGCGGGACGGAGACGUCGGAACGGUGUCGCCUGAGCGGGAGCGACGGCCGCAAGGAUUGCAGCGGGAGGCUGCAAGUGCAGGGUCCGGCGACACGGAGACCACGAAGUCCGCCGAGAUCCGAACUUCUUCGGGCGGGGUUUGUCGGCCAGGGAUUGUCGUGCCGUUGAGAGGGGCAGCGUGCAAGGGGACGGAAGGGCGGUCCUCGCGAUUCGGCACGCGUACCGCGGAAGGGGACGAGUUUCGUGGGAGGGAAGUAGGGGAGGAAAUGGAGGAACAGAAGGGAGCGCAAGAAUGGGAGGAAGAAGGGGAAGAAGAGGUGGAAGGGGAGGAAGCGGGAGAAACGGAGCUAAUUGAUUUGUUUGAAGGAAGGGAGGGUGUCGGGGCUGGAGAAGACGAAGUGGAACACAGUGAGGACGAUGCCGGAUCUGGAGAGUAGUCUGACGAGUUCAGACAACUGUACGGAGAGCAUCACGAGGAUGAUGUCGACGACGAUGCCACAGCAAUAGAGAUGG